Dendronephthya gigantea is the source of this 1930-nucleotide messenger RNA. RefSeq names its product STAM-binding protein-like A. Gene Ontology annotation, biological process: protein K63-linked deubiquitination. Gene Ontology annotation, molecular function: K63-linked deubiquitinase activity; protein binding; metal-dependent deubiquitinase activity. The record is from RefSeq and is a predicted model, not a curated record. Lineage: Eukaryota; Metazoa; Cnidaria; Anthozoa; Malacalcyonacea; Nephtheidae. The transcript has 12 exons. Bases 1 to 1287 code for a protein of 428 amino acids. Gene Ontology annotation, cellular component: endosome; membrane.
AUGGAAGUGAAAUUUCUAUAUACGCGAAUAUGGAACAACAAAUAUGGCGGCCAUCACGGUACCGCAAAACAUCGAUCCGCUUCGAAACUUCGUAAUUUGGGUAAAUUAGGCUCAGCCGUUUCUGUUGAGAAUGAUGUGCCGGCAAGAAGAUAUUUAAGAUCCGGUUUAGAGAUGGAAAGAAUGGCGAAUAUUUACUUGGAGGAAGGGAAUCUUGAACAUGCUUUUAUUUUGUACACCAAAUUAAUAACAUUGUUGGUAGAGAAACUACCACACCAUUCUCAGUAUAAGCAAAUAACAACUGCCAGCAUAGCUGAUGGGAAAAAGAGAGUUAAUAGAGCGUUUAAAAGAGCUGAGGAACUAAAGGAAAUCUUGAAAAAACGAUAUGGAGAAGAGCUAGAAAUCUGGAAAGUGAAGGAAGCUGAACGGAUACAAUUGGAAAAAGAAAGAGAGGAACAUGCCAGACUUCUCCAACAAGAAAAGGAACAUGCUGCACAACAGGAGUUAGAACGGCAAAAACAAUUUGAGCAACAAAAAGAUGAAGAGAGAAAACAAAGCGCACAGGUGGCAAAAAAUAACUUACCUACGGUCAUGCCUAGCGCACCUCCGCUCGAAGUUAAAGAUUCUGGAAAAAGUUCAAACACAACCAGUAAGGUGUAUUCAAGCCUAAAUGAUGACUUGUCGCAAGUUCAGACAUCUGAAAUUGAAAGAACUAUUCCUUCUAUUGAUAGAACUACAAAACCAAGCUGGUUAGAUUUCGACAGCGGUUUGCGAACUGUAAACGUCCCAACGGAAUUAAUGAGGAAAUUUAUUGAUGUUGCAUCGCCAAAUACCCGUCAGAAUCGGGAAACCUGUGGGAUAUUAGCUGGCAAAUUGAGCCAUCAUGCGUUCUAUAUAUCUCAUCUGGUCAUUCCAAAGCAAACGUCAACGUCCGACUCAUGUACGACACUCGGUGAAGAAGAUAUAUUCACAUACCUAGAUGCGCAUGAUUUGAAUACGCUUGGCUGGAUUCACACUCAUCCAUCUCAAACGGCGUUCAUGUCCAGUAUCGACCUUCACACGCAUUGUUCAUAUCAACAAAUGCUGCCUGAAGCUGUUGCAAUAGUCUGUGCUCCAAAACACUCACAAAUCGGAAUGUACUCCCUCACGAGGGAAUAUGGUUUGAAAUUUAUCCGCGCGUGUAAACAAGAAGGAUUCCAUCCCCAUCCCAAGGAACCGCCGAUAUACGAGGAAAGUGGUCAUAUCAAGUUAGAUGCGAACAUGUCAGCCAUAGUAGCCGAUUUACGGUGAAUCAAUUGAAUGGUAAUAAACUACUAAGGAAAAAUAUACUUCUAUGACGAAAUAAACUAAUAUACCCCGACAAAAUAUCAACUGUCCACAGGAAGAUCGACAAGGACAAUUUGACGAAGGGAAACUGAGAAAGUGAGAAUGUUAUCCCUUCGAAGAGAUUCUCGAAGAGGCCACUCAUUUUAUACUCUUGUAACCAGACACUCUUGUGCUUCGUCUCAAUUCAGACUAGUCCCUAGUCCUCUUUUGCGCGCUUUGUAUUCUUCUGGCUUCUUUUCACUCCCUGCACAAUUUCCAGCGCGUUAGACAGACCUGACACAAGGCUGGUCCCGAUUGGUUUACUCUUUGACUUGUCUGCCCGACUCUGCCACUCAAUCUGUCUUACUGUCUCAAUCUGUAUAGGCCUAAUAUAUACGAGCCACAAAUACACUGUACAUUUGUAGCGGGUUGAAGGGGACAGUAAGAAGGCUUUAAAAUAUAGUUAAAACAUUACCUUAAUAUGCCGUUAUCCUGAUCAGACUUUAUCGAUUUUAAGAUAAAGAAAAAAAACCACAUUUUGUAACACUGACAGGUCCAUGCAUUGCGAAUUAUGCAACGAAAAAUUUUGUUCAAUCGGAAUAGUUUGCGUCGACAGCGUCGUGCAUAA